Danio rerio (zebrafish) is the source of this 3038-nucleotide messenger RNA. RefSeq names its product archain 1a (gene arcn1a). Gene Ontology annotation, cellular component: cytoplasm; cytoplasmic vesicle; clathrin adaptor complex. NCBI's taxonomy places the organism in Eukaryota, Metazoa, Chordata, Actinopteri, Cypriniformes, Danionidae. Gene Ontology annotation, biological process: retrograde vesicle-mediated transport, Golgi to endoplasmic reticulum; intracellular protein transport. The record is from RefSeq and is marked provisional.
GACGAGCCGCUUCCGGUUGGAGACGUGGCUUACACUUCUGCCAUAUUGAGCCGCGGAGCAGUGCACUGCACACAAAUAACACUUUUAUAUAUACAUCCGUGAAGCAUUUAUACAACAACACAAACGGCGUUCAGAAGAUUAAACGCAGGAAACAAAGCACACACUGAAAAUGGUGCUGUUGGCAGCAGCGGUCUGCACCAAGGCAGGUAAAGCCCUGGUGUCGAGGCAGUUUGUGGAGAUGACACGCACGCGAGUGGAGGGUCUGCUGGCUGCCUUUCCCAAACUGAUGAACACGGGCAAACAGCACACGUUUGUGGAGACGGAGAGCGUGCGCUAUGUCUAUCAGCCACUCGAGAAGCUCUACAUGGUGCUGGUCACCACAAAGAACAGUAACAUACUAGAGGACCUGGAGACACUGCGUCUCUUCUCACGUGUGAUUCCUGAAUAUUGUCGUGUCCUUGAGGAGAGUGAAAUUUCUGAGCACUGCUUUGACCUCAUCUUUGCCUUCGAUGAGAUUGUUGCCCUCGGUUAUAGAGAAAAUGUCAACUUGGCCCAGAUUCGGACAUUCACAGAGAUGGACUCUCAUGAGGAAAAGGUGUUCCGUGCUGUAAGAGAGACUCAAGAGCGUGAAGCAAAGGCAGAGAUGAGACGGAAGGCUAAAGAGCUCCAGCAGAUACGGCGAGAUACUGAGCGUGGAAAGAAGGGGCCAGGCUUUGGUGGUUUCGGCAGCUCCGGCAUGAGCAGCAGCAACACAGCCAUUAUCACAGACACACUGAUCGAGCCUGAGAAACCCAAACCCACCCCUGCACCUGUUAGAUCCACUGGUCCAAGUAAAGCACUUAAACUGGUUGGCAAGGGGAAAGAAGUGGAUGACUUUGUGGACAAACUUAAGUCAGAGGGAGAGAAUGUCAUUUUGCCUGGCACAGGAAAAAGACCCUCAGAUGCAUCCAAAUCACUGCCGCCUCCAACCCACACAGAGAGUGUGCAUCUUCGAGUAGAAGAAAGGAUCACCCUAACAUGUGGUCGUGAUGGUGGUCUCCAGAACAUGGAAAUUCUAGGCAUGAUUACCCUCAGAGUGUCGGAUGAAAAGAAUGGGCGAAUAAGGCUGAACAUUAACAAUAAUGACAAGAGAGGAGUCCAGUUGCAGACCCAUCCCAAUGUGGACAAAAAACUUUUCACAUUGGACUCUGUGAUUGGUUUGAAAAACCCUGACAAAUCCUUCCCCUUGAAAAGCGAUGUGGGUGUGCUCAAGUGGAGACUACAAACCACAGACGAAUCUCUCAUUCCACUAACAAUAAACUGCUGGCCCUCUGAGAGUGGUACUGGCUGUGAUGUAAACAUAGAGUAUGAGCUGCAGGAUGAUUCUUUGGAGCUCAAUGAUGUAGUCAUCUCUAUUCCUGUACCGUCAGGGGUGGGAGCUCCUGUGAUUGGUGAUCUAGAUGGAGAGUAUAGGCAUGACAGCAGACGGAAUGUUCUGGAGUGGUGUCUGCCUGUGAUCGAUUUGAAGAAUAAGACUGGUAGCCUGGAGUUCAGCAUAUCUGGUCAACCCAAUGACUUUUUCCCUGUCAAUGUGUCCUUUGUCUCCAAGGGAAGCUACUGUGACAUUCAGGUUGCUAAGGUGUCUCAGGUGGACGGGGACAGUCCGGUUCGGUACUCCACAGAAACAUCAUUUGUGGUCGACAAGUAUGAAAUACUGUAAAAGGAAAAUCACUAACAGAAUUCCACCCAACCUGACAGAAGAGCAGACAAAUGGACUGAAAACAUUCAUUUAUAUUCAAGAAGGGAGAGACGUACAAACGAAGGGAGGAUGCAAUCUUUAUCAUCUUUAGCAGUACUUUAACAGGAUUCACUUUGCCUUUUUUCCUUUUUAUCCCCUUUAAAGAAGUUAUUUUAUCCUUUGCUGGCAAUAUUGGCUCUUGUGGUACCAAAUUUGUUUAAACCUUAUAAAAGGCCAAACCAGCAAAAAACAUUGAGGAUUUGGGGCUAAAAUGGAGACUGUACCAGGAGGGAGCAGGCUGGUGGAGCUGUAUUUAUUUGAAGCAGAAUAUUUUUGUAUUGACGGUUCAUACACCUCCUCUGUAAGGGUCAAGUUGCUGUCAUUUCCUUCAGUUUGUGGCUUUCUAAGCUUUUACUCAUUGUGCUGUAAACAAAUUUUUUUUGAAACACUAGAAGAUUGUUGCACCUUCUUUGUAGCAGAUCUUUCAUUUUCAUGCCCUGAAAUGGACUCUAGUCACUGUUUUGUCUGUCUUUUGUCAUCUAAGCUCUUUGUUUAGUCUAGAAAGUUUUAUCUUCUGGUAAACAUCAUGACAUGUUUACCCAAGUCUGUGCUCAGAUCUUUGUCUAGCUUGCUGUUCUCCUUUUUCACAUUAUGUAGUAAUUCAAACUUUUCAGCUUGUAGUGCAUCUUUAAACCUUCUUUCUGAUUUACCAUGGCUGUUUAACAUCAUAAACAACAACAGAUUAGAGAGAGAUUCAAGAUGAGAACAUCGCAGUCUGAAGAAAGCUUGCUUCCAAGUUUACAUCAUGUUUUCUAUUGAAAGCACGAACUACAGAACACUUCACACUGCUAAAAGUCAACCUGCUUGGACUGUGCUGUUUGUAGAUGGCGGCUCUCAGUGGAGGAUUGUUUCUGUCUCUUGACUGUCUGUGAGUGGUUGUGAAUAGGUUUUCAGGUCUCAGGUCUCCAAUCAGCAUUAAAAGAGUGAAUUCCCAGCCUGCCAGGUUAUUAUCCUGAACUUCAGUCUUCAACCCUACUUGCCCCCCGCUGAAGAAGAAAAAAAAGGAAUCCUUUUGCUGUCUUGGUUCCCAAUAAUGCCUUGAAUGUCUCUGCAUUUUUUGAUGAUGGGAAGGGCAUAUUAAAUGUUUUUGUUUAUCUAUUUUUUUUUCUUUUUUUGGUUUUCAUGGAAUCAUAAUGUGGAUUGGGGAAUGGUAUAAAGAGAUCAGAGAUUGUUUUUGUAAUCUUGUAAAAUAACGAAUUAGGAAUCAUUAUGAAGAACAUUCCAGUGUAAACUUAUUAAAAAAGAUUAAAGAGUUUAAAAA